This is a messenger RNA of Chlorocebus sabaeus (green monkey), 1821 nucleotides long. RefSeq names its product acid phosphatase 6, lysophosphatidic (gene ACP6). Lineage: Eukaryota; Metazoa; Chordata; Mammalia; Primates; Cercopithecidae. Gene Ontology annotation, cellular component: mitochondrion. The record is from RefSeq and is a predicted model, not a curated record. Gene Ontology annotation, molecular function: lysophosphatidic acid phosphatase activity. Gene Ontology annotation, biological process: dephosphorylation; lysobisphosphatidic acid metabolic process.
CGGGUCCACUUGGGACGGGUCCCUGGGUAGGUGAGGUGGGUAGGAGCUUGCUUAUAGAAAAGUGGAAUCGAGUCGUCCUUGUUAGUGGAGCCGCUGCCGCCAGGGAACUCAGAGCCGGUUCCUGUUCCUUCAAGAGUGCUGGAGGCCAAACUUGAAAUACAAGUUUAAGUUUCCCCAUCGGGCAAAAGAUAAGGAUCCGAACUCCCCCGGCCCGGUGUGCAGCAGGAGCGACCAACCCCGACCCGGGUUAAAACUCCCAGGGACUCUUCGCUGCCGCCACCUCCUGUUCUCUCCCCACGUUCCCACUCGGGGUCUCCCUCAAGGCCGGGAGGCACAGCGGUCCCUGCUUGUUGAGGGGCUGGAUGUACGCACCCGCGGGUUCCCGCGGACUUGGGGGCGCCCGCUAGCCCCGGCGCCCGCAGAGGGCUUGUGUUUGCCACCUGCAGCCUCAACCCGGAGGGCAGCGAGGGCCUACCACCAUGAUCACUGGUGUCUUCAGCAUGCGCUUGUGGACCCCGGUGGGCGUCCUGACCUCGCUGGCGUACUGUCUCCACCAGCGGCGGGUGGCCCUGGCCGAGCUGCAGGGGGCCGAUGACCAGCGUCCAGUCGACUGCAGCCUGCUGAAGUUGAAAAUGGUGCAGGUCGUGUUUCGACACGGGGCGCGGAGUCCUCUCAAGCCGCUCCCGCUGGAGGAGCAGGUAGCGUGGAACCCGCAGCUAUUAGAGGUCCCACCCCAAACUCAGUUUGAUUACACAGUCACUAGUCUAACUGGUGGUCCGAAACCAUAUUCUCCUUAUGACUCUCAAUACCGUGAGACCACCCUGAAGGGGGGCAUGUUUGCUGGGCAGCUGACCAAGGUGGGCAUGCAGCAGAUGUUUGCCUUGGGAGAGAGACUGAGGAAGAACUAUGUGGAAGACAUUCCCUUUCUUUCACCAACCUUCAACCCACAGGAGGUCUUUAUUCGUUCCACUAACAUUUUUCGGAAUCUGGAGUCCACCCGUUGUUUGCUGGCUGGGCUUUUCCAGUGUCAGAAAGAAGGACCCAUCAUCAUCCACACUGAUGAAGCAGACUCAGAAGUCUUGUAUCCCAACUACCAAAGCUGCUGGAGCCUGAGGCAGAGAACCAGAGGCCGGAGGAAGACUGCCUCUUUACAGCCAGGAAUCUCAGAGGAUUUGAAAAAGGUGAAGGAAGGGAUGGGCAUUGACAGCAGUGAUGAAGUGGACUUCUUCAUCCUCCUGGACAAUGUGGCUGCUGAGCAGGCACACAGCCUCCCAAGCUGCCCCAUGCUGAAGAGAUUUGCACGGAUGAUUGAAGAGAGAGCUGUGGACACAUCCUUGUACAUACUGCCCAAGGAAGACAGGGAAAGUCUUCAGAUGGCAGUAGGCCCAUUCCUCCAUAUCCUGGAGGGCAACCUGCUGAGAGCCAUGGAUUCUGCCACUGCACCCAAUAACAUCAGAAAGCUGUAUCUCUAUGCGGCUCAUGAUGUGACCUUCAUACCACUCUUAAUGACCCUGGGGAUUUUUGACCACAAAUGGCCACCGUUUGCUGUUGACCUGACCAUGGAACUCUACCAGCACCUGGAAUCUAAGGAGUGGUUUGUGCAGCUCUAUUACCAUGGGAAGGAGCAAGUGCCGAGAGGUUGCCCCGAUAGGCUCUGCCCGUUGGACGUGUUCUUGAACGCCAUGUCAGUUUAUACCUUAAGCCCAGGAGAAUACCACGCACUCUGCUCUCAAACUCAGGUGAUGGAAGUUGGAAAUAGAGAGUAACUGAUUUAUACAAGCAGGAUAUGUUGAUUUUAAAAUAAAGUGCCUUUAUACAAUG